Aureobasidium vineae is the source of this 1938-nucleotide messenger RNA. NCBI's taxonomy places the organism in Eukaryota, Fungi, Ascomycota, Dothideomycetes, Dothideales, Saccotheciaceae. The record is from the annotation of a GenBank genome assembly.
CAAACACGCAUAUCCCAACCACAAUCACAAAUCACAAUGAAGCGCAAGUUGAACGACCAGGACGUGCCCGAGGUGGCAGAGGCUGUGACGGAAAUCGAAGAAAAGGUGGAAAAGACGACGCCGACAGCAAAGACAUUCGCCGAACUGGGACUGGAUGCGCGCCUUUUGCAGGCCAUCAACAAGGAGAAGUUUGCGGCUCCGACUCCUGUGCAAGCCCGUGCCAUUCCUCUGGCUCUGUCGGGCAAGGACAUCCUUGCGCGAGCACGAACCGGCUCUGGCAAGACGGCAGCAUACCUUCUCCCCAUCCUCCAAUCCAUCCUACACCGCAAAUCCGCACAGCCCUCGUCAACGAAAUCAACUUCGGCUCUCGUCUUAGUCCCCACUCGCGAACUUGCUGGCCAGGUCGCAAAGGUCGCCCUUUCGUUUGCUGCCUUCUGCGGCCAAGAAGUGCGCAUCGAGAACUUGACUCGCAAGGAAGACGACAAGGUCGCCCACGCCCGCCUGAUCGAAGCUCCCGAUGUCGUUAUCGCUACACCCUCAAGAGCGACCAGCCUUGUCAACGCCUCUCUNUUGCAACUACAAAAUCUCACACAUCUCGUAAUCGACGAGGCUGACCUUGUCCUUUCAUACGGCCACGAUGAAGACCUGCAGAACCUGUCCAAGGUCAUUCCUCAAGCUGUGCAAACGGUCUUGAUGAGCGCCACGCUACGAACCGAAGUCGACACUCUCAAGGGCAUGUUCUGCAAGGACCCCGUUCUCCUCGAACUCGACCAGGAAGAGAAGGAACAGUCGGCCCUCACACAAUACGUUGUCCAGUGCGGAGAGGACGAAAAGUUCCUGCUCAUCUACGCCAUCUUCAUGCUCAAGCUGAUCAAGGGCAAGUGCAUUGUCUUUGUCAGCGAUAUCGACCGCUGCUACCGUCUCAAGUUGUUCCUCGAGCAGUUCGGCAUCAAGAGUUGUAUCCUGAACUCGGAAUUGCCCGUCAACUCGAGAUUGCACGUUGUAGAUGAGUUCAACCGCGGUGUUUACGACAUCAUCAUUGCGAGCGACGACAGCGAAAUUGUCGGAAACGAGGAAAAGUCAAGCCGCAAGAGGAGGAAGGUCGAAGCUGCAGAUGAAGAUGCUGAAUCCACUGCUGUUGAAGGAGAAUCAGCCGCUCCCAAAGAGACGGCCGCCGAGAACGACGACGAAGAGAAGGAAGAAAAGGCAUCAGAAGAAAAGCCAAAGAAAAAGCAAAAGCGCUCGAAGCUCGACAAGGAAUUUGGUGUCUCGCGUGGUAUCGACUUCAAGAACGUCGCCUGCGUGCUCAACUUUGACCUGCCCACCUCAUCCCGCAGCUACACCCACCGCAUCGGCCGCACCGCCCGUGCCGGCAAAUCUGGCAUGGCCCUCUCCUUCGUCGUCCCCAAAUCCCUCUACCGCAAGCACAAACCCACCACCAUUCCCUCAGCCGAGCACGACGAAGAAGUCCUCGCCAAAAUCACCCGCCAGCAAGAGAAAAAGAACCAACAAGUGCUGCCCUACCACUUUGACAUGAAGCGUCUGGAUGGCUUUAGAUACCGUAUGACCGAUGCUCUACGCUCAGUCACCCGCAUCGCCAUCCGCGAGGCCCGUAUCCGCGAGAUUCGCUCCGAGCUGCUCAAGUCGGAGAAGCUGAAACGCCAUUUCGAAGAGAACCCGACGGAUUUGCAGCAUCUGAGGCACGAUCAGGAGAGUCAUGCUGUUCGCGUGCAGCCGCAUCUCAAACACGUGCCUGAGUAUCUGUUGCCUGGAAACUCGGCGGUGGCACAAGAUUCUGGAGACGGAGGUUUUGUUGGCUUUGGCAAGAGUGGAGAGAACAGGAUCAGAAAAGCGAGAAUGCAGAAUAGAAUGAAGGGCAAAGGCAAGGGAAGGAAAAAGUCGGACCCGCUGAAGUCGUUGAGUGCGAAGAGGAAGUAA